Molecule: messenger RNA, 4546 nt
Organism: Daucus carota subsp. sativus
Lineage: Eukaryota; Viridiplantae; Streptophyta; Magnoliopsida; Apiales; Apiaceae
Product: lysine-specific demethylase JMJ29
Exons: 15
Coding region: 448-4275 (1275 amino acids)
Biological process (GO): regulation of transcription by RNA polymerase II
Cellular component (GO): histone deacetylase complex; chromatin
Molecular function (GO): histone H3K9 demethylase activity; transcription coregulator activity; chromatin DNA binding
Source: RefSeq, a predicted model, not a curated record
CUGUAGUAGUGCGUGCAGUUGUUUUGUAAGUAACAUCCAACAGAUACAUAUUCACUGUAUUCCAUGUCAGCUUACAUUCCUCAGCCUCGAAAUCUUCGUAGCUUCUGCUUUAUAUUCCAUGAUUUUAUGUCUGUACAACACAUAUUAUAGUAAUAUUUAUAAGCCCGAGUAGAUUAGUACUGGAGCACAGUAUACAAGGAGGGAAGGGUUUUUAUUUACAAGGAAAGGGCGGGACUUUUGAAAGUUUCAUUUCUUGCUUUGUAAGUGCUUCUGUUUAGUGUACAUAUAUGUUUUUGUAUCUAUUGGUGUGAAGCUAUAAGGCUAUACUCUCUUUUUGUGAGUUGUGAAUUUUGAUUUUGUUUGUUAGAUUCUGAAAGAUCUUUUCUGUUUUGUGUAGAGAGUUUGUGGGUGGGAUUUGAUUGAGGUGUGUUGGAUUGUUUGGGAGAGAUGGGGAUCAAGGAAGGAGGUGGGGUAUGGGAAAAAGGGGGUGAUUUGAUGGAGGGAGAGGAGGUGGUAGUUGAGAAUUGUGAGGGGAAAGGAGGGAGAAUUGAAGGAGAUGGUGGUGGUGAAGGCGGGGAGUUGUCGAAAAAAUUCAAGGGGGUGAGGGGGGGGAGAGGGAGGCCUAGAGAAGAGAACAAGGGUUGUGGGGAAAAUGGUGAUCAAGAUUGUGAAUUGGGUGAAAAGGGGGAGGUUGAGAGAGAAUUUUGGGAUUUGGGGGAGAAAGGUGAGAGCUUUGUUAAAGAAAAUGACAAGGGGGUUGUUGAUUUGGAUGAGAAGGGAGAGAGAAUUGAUUGUGUGGAGAAGAAUGUUGAUUUGGUUGAUGACAAAUGUGAACAAGUUGGUAAUGGUAGUGAUGAAAUGAGCGCGGAGAGAUUGGACAAAGAUGGGAUGCUUAGUAGUGAUGAUCAGAGAGUUGGAACUGAAGAUAAGGGUUUAACUAAAAGAGAUGUUGAGAAAAAGAAAGUGAAUUUAGAGGAGAGUGGGACAAAAAGAACUCUUCGCCAAAGGAAAGUGGUUCACAAGGACCCGUACACAGAGUUUCUUGACGACUAUAUACAGGGUGUAGAUGAAGGUGGGUCAGGGAGGAAACGCAAAAGGAGUUCAAAGAAAAAAGAUGAUAAGGAUAUUAAUGGUGUUAUGUCUGAUGGGGGUUUGAAAGAAUAUGCUGAUGACAAAGAUGGGAAAUCAUCAGAAAUUUUGAAGGGGAUGAAAGGCAAAAGAUGGGGUGCUAAAAAAGUGAACAAGGGUUUGGGGGAAAUUGGCAGUCAAGAUGUUGAUAUGAAUGAAAAGGAGGAGGAAACAGGGGAGGUUGUGAGAGAAAUUGGUGACUGGACACAGAAAGGUGUGAGCUUUGUUCAAGGAAAUGAAACAGGGGAUCCUGCAAUACAUGGGCAGGGCGAGGAAUUUAAUCCUAUUAGGAAAAAUGCUGAUUGGAAUUGUGUGAAGGUGGAUGAAAUUAGUAAUGGCAGUGAUAAAUCAGAAAAAGAUAGGAUAGAUAGUUGUGCUGACCAGACUAUUGAAAAAGGACAGGAGAUGAUGGGGUUAACUAAAAGAAGUGUUGAGGAAAAGAAAAUGAAUUCAGAAGAGAGUGUGCCGAGGAGAAAUCUUAGGCAGAGAAAAGUGGUUAUUAAGGACCAGUAUGAUGAAUGUGUCGAAAAGUAUUUUCAGGAGGAAGAUGAAGCUAAGUCACAGAAGAGACGCAGAAAAAGUUCAAUGAAAACUAAUGAUGAGGAGAAUUGUAAGAUGACUAGGGGUCCGGAAAAGAAGGAAAGUGAUGGAGGUAAUGAUGAGUCAGCUAGUUCAGAAGGAGAUGCUACUAGUACAGCUUGCAAGGGUGCUGAUGCUCUUAAAAAGCCAAAGGGUGGUCGAAAGAUGGACGAAAAUGGAAAACCGCUAUCCAAUAUGUGUCAUCAGUGCCAGAGGAACGACAAAGGUCGGACCGUAAAAUGCGAGAAUUGUAUAUGGAAGCGAUACUGUGUUCCCUGCAUGACAACUUGGUACCCAAAGAUGACAGAGUAUGAUUUUGCCAAGAUGUGCCCUGUUUGUCAAGUGAACUGUAACUGUAAAAGAUGUUUGCGGCUAGAAGUACUCAAAAAAGAUAAGGAAAAAUUUGAUUUAAAAUUCACUGAAGAAGAAAAAAUUGAAUACUCUAAAUAUAUUAUCCCCAUGCUUCUUCCAUUCUUGAAACAAUUCAAUGAGGAGCAAAUGAAGGAGAAGGCCAUAGAAGCUAAAAUUCAAGGGUUAUCAUUGUCAGAUUUGAAGGUUCAAAAGGCAAAUUGCACUUUGGGAGAACGUAUAUAUUGCGACUAUUGUAAAACUUCAAUUGCUGAUUUUCACAGAAGCUGUACAAGUUGUGCUUAUGAUCUUUGUCUGACUUGCUGUCGAGAGUUCCGUGAUGGUUGCCUAAAAGUCUCUAAUGAAGAGUUGGAUUUUCAGUUUGUAGACCCAGGGUCCAAAUACAUGCAUGGUGAAGGUGAAUCAAAGCCUACAAUGCGCACACCAGAUGAAACUAAUCGCGAGGAUUUUUUGAAGUGGAAAUCUCAUGAAGAUGGUAACAUCCCUUGUCCCCACAAAACUUUGGGCGGUUGCGGGGAAGGGAUUUUAGAGUUGAAGUGUUUACUUGAGGAUUUAGUUUCCACAUUGCUGGUUGAAGCUGAGAAAUUGUCAGAGAAAUACCGACUUGUUCCAGCAACUACUGGAGAGCGGUGCCCCUGUUUCAAUUCAGCUUCUGAAAUUGGCACUGAAAAAUCGAAGUUACUGAAAGCCGCAUCUCGGAAAGAUAGCAGUGACAAUUAUUUGUACAGUCCAACUGCUGUAGAACUUGAGUCUAAAGACUUGAGUCAUUUUCAGUACCACUGGCUCAAGGGCGAACCUGUUAUUGUCAAUAAUGUGCUCGAGUUAACAUGUGGUUUAAGUUGGGAACCUAUGGUCAUGUGGCGUGCAUUCCGUCAGAUCAAAAACUUAAAUCAUUCACAGCUUUUGGAUGUUGUCGCCAUUAAUUGUUUAGACUGGUGCGAGGUAGAUGUUAAUGCCCACCAUUUUUUCAAGGGUUAUCGGGAAGGUCAGCUUGAUGAUGCUGGGUGGCCUCUUAUCUUGAAGUUGAAAGACUGGCCUCCUUCCAGUUCAUUCGAUGAACACUUGCCGCGUCAUGGUGCUGAGUUCCUCAGUAGCUUGCCAUUUAAAGAAUAUACAAAUUCCCGGAGCGGCUAUCUAAAUCUUGCUGUCAAGCUGCCGGAAAAGUCCUUGAAACCGGAUAUGGGGCCUAAAACAUAUAUCGCUUAUGGAAUCGCUGAGGAGCUUGGUCGUGGUGAUUCUGUGACGAAGCUUCAUUGUGACAUGUCUGAUGCGGUCAAUGUGCUUACCCAUGUCCAAGAAGUACAGUUUACAUCUGCCCAACAGGUCAUGAUAGAGGAGAUUAAACAAAAGCACAUUUCCCAGGAUAAAAGGGAACUUUUUGGAGAAGAACAGAUAGCAGUUGAUAUGGAAAAGCAGGAAGAGGAACUUAAUGAAAUGACAGGUGCACCAAAUGGGACAAUUCAAAGUUCUGAGGUGAAAUUGGGCCAGGGAUCUACUGAUAUCACUAAUGUUCGAAUGAAGAGAAAUGCAGCUAUCAACCGGACGCUUGUGAGUCAAGAUGUCCGUGACAAGAAAAGUGAACUGAAUGAAUAUUCAGGGAAUAGUAGUGUUGGAAUUUUGGAUAACAAUAUUGAGGGAAUUGAACACCCAGAGGGAGGUGCACUCUGGGACAUAUUUAGAAGGGAAGAUUCUUCCAAACUGGAAGAAUAUCUAAGGAAGUAUUUCAAAGAAUUCAGACAUGUAUACUGCCUGCCUCUAGAUCAGGUAAUUCAUCCUAUUCAUGACCAGACGUUUUACUUAACCAUGGAGCACAAGCGAAGGCUCAAACAAGAAUAUGAUGUAGAGCCAUGGACAUUUGUCCAAAAACAAGGAGAUGCAGUAUUUAUACCUGCUGGAUGUCCGCACCAGGUUCGAAACCUGAAGUCAUGUAUAAAGGUUGCACUAGACUUUGUUUCGCCGGAGAAUGUACAUGAAUGCAUCCGGUUAUCAGAGGAAUUUCGCACCCUUCCGCCAAAUCACAGAGCCAAGGAGGACAAACUGGAAGUGAAGAAAAUAUCCUUUUAUGCGAUGCAAGCAGCUGUGAAGGAUUUAAAUAUGCUGGAGGAAGAAGGAACAGGAAAACCAGAUGAUGCUAAUGCCUCAGAAAUUUUGGCACCAAAAGGCAAAAAAGAAAAAGCAGAGAAAAAAAUAAGAUUGUGAAUGCAGCUCAUGAAGGAAUCCGCAUAUUAUAAGGUCUUCAGCAGUUAUGGGAUCUAUCUAUGGCUGGUCGUCAUCUGCAUACAGCCAUGAAUGUUGAUGGAUAAUCUUUUGGUUAAAACACACACAAUUAUGCUGUCUUUUGUUCUUUAAACAAGGAAUUUAUUUACAACUUGGUUAUGUCUUUGUUUUGUUGACAUUGUUGGAACAUUUAGAUGAGUGAUUGACUGCACUAGGCUGUUUGUUUUUUCUUCUAGUGCAGUGUGGUUUUUUA